AUGGAAGCCUCGAUAACUUUCACUGGAGUCAAAAGCGAAGAGAACAUGUCUCCUAACCAAGCUGAAAAUACCAUCGACGAACUAUCGUGUUACUUACCUGGAAAUAAACUUAUCGAAAGAAACUUUAUCUCUUCUUUCAGCGAGAGAGAAGGUGUUUUUGCCUUGGACAAAGACGGCAAUGGUUCCGAUAUGGAUAUUUCCGAGGACUGUGCGACCGAAACGCGAGUGACUGUCAACCGGAAAGAUUCGAUAUUUUCUGUUCCUCUGAUUCGCGUCGAAGACUGGAGCUCUUCGGAAAGCGACAUGGAAGACGACUUCGAUGAGUCUGUGCCUCCAUUUUCCUUUGUGGGAACAAGGGAAAAAACAAUUUAAUUUUUUACUUAUCAAGUUUGUAUUUCAGGCAGAACUUUCAAUCAAUGAAAGUUUUACAUACAGGUAUAAAGAAACAUUUUCAUUUACUGUGAUAAACUGCAUGAAAAUUCAAGAAAUUUGUUUUAUGAUGUCUCAAGCCUUAGCUAGGCAAUACAUUUGUUCUAAAAUUGUCUAAUUUAUCCUGAUAAAAAACAAAACCGAAAAAUUGUUAAAUUGAAAGAUCUUAAAUCGUCAUGUGUGUAGUUCGUAGGUUCAUAAAGUAGAAGCUUCAAACGGUGGGUUAAAACAAAAUGUCUGUUUUAGAUAUGUUUGUUGGUUUUAAUAGUCAGAAGAUAAAGUGAAAUCGCUUUAUCUGUUUUCAGUUUGUGCAUUGGGGAAAACACCAGACCAAAUUAAGCCUGCCGGAAUAUAAUAUGUAAGAAAUUAGACACGUACUCUACUUUCGUUAAAUUAAAAGGGGACAAAAAUAGGUUGACAUUAUCAUAAAUUAAAUUGGAUAAACUCUUGUAGUUACACGCUAUUUAUAGAAUCGUGGAGAGGAGGUAUGCUUUUCCUUUUCUAAACCGCGAAAGGGGGCGAGUCGAGGGUGUUAAAUUUUAUAGCAUCAAGAAAUGAAGGGUUUUUAUGAAAGUGGAAUUAAUUCAUGCACAAAGAUAGCAGGUAUUAAAGAUAAAUAUCGCGAAAAUAUGUGCCAUCGGCCCUAUCCUAGUAUGAUGUACGUAAAACGUAGGAUAAUCCUCACGUAGAAAUACUUAAUUAUGGAAUAAAAUGAUUAAACGUCAGUUGUUAAAGAAUUCAGUAAAUGAGUCAAUUAACAAGUAAAUCUGUUUUAAUCUUUUCACGCAGUUAAAGUAAAUGUUCUUUAAAAUCUUUCUCCUUCCGAUGGCAAAGAACAAGCUACACAUGAAUGAUAAAUGGCUCCCGAGGAAAUCCAGAUGUAGUAGCUAUAUAUCUCUGUGAAAGUCCAAAUAACUGCCGUUUAAGGAUCUGACAAUCUACGUAUAUUGGAAGUCUCUGGUCUCUGAUCUACAGGACAGGGAGCUGGUGUAGCCAAAACCUUCGUCAAUCAUCCCAAACCUCCAACGUUUUAUUAUUUAUAUUUGAAUAGUAAAAGCCAGGAACUUUCACCUCUGAAGAGGAUGUGAAGAUCAGCAAAUCAAGUUAAGAAACGUGAAGAAAUAGGAAUUAAUGACAAUCCUAUUAUUCUCUGUUAGCUGGCUUUACCUCUCCCCAGCCCCUCUCGAUUUGUCUGAAUAAAACGUCGAAGUCUCAAAGCUACAAUAGAGGCCAAAAAUCCUUCCUUCAAAUACGCAAAUGAAGCAUAAUAUCCUCUGUUGCAAUAGUUUGGAGGCUUCUAAUGACCGUCCCCUUCCCCCUCGGAACAGUGUUGGGAUAAGCAAACACUUCAGGUUCAAGACACAGUGAAGUGGACAGGGAGCAGAAAAUACAACUUUGCUUAGAGGGGGGGGGGGGGGGUUGGGGGGGAGUUAGGGAGUCGCGUAUCGUUUUAAGUCUACCAAGACUUUUGACUUCCAUUGUAUGAUAAAUUAAAGAUACUCCAAAGAAACCUCUGAUAGUGAUGAACGUCAACCACGAAGGUUGCCUAUGAAUUGUUGUUACAUGAAACGGGAUGUUGAAACACUUAUAUACCUUUUUUUUAAAUUUCUAAAUAUUUUUGCUCUCUGUUCAUAGUUUUAAACUAUUAAUAGUAAAACAAUUUUUUUAAAGAAUAAACGUUUUUCUAUGAGUGGUAAAUGUAACUUCUCAACGGCUAAAUAGCCAUGACAUUUUUUGCCUGUGUUUCCAUUUAUAAUUAGUUGUCUCUUAGUAUCUAUUCUUUUCACUUUUGUUUAGAUUUCACUGAUAAAGUGUUUUGUUUAAAAAUGUUUUAUUCCUCUUAUUUUAAAGGUUUUUAAAGAAGUUUGCAAAUUCUGAUGACCCCCUAGUUACCUUUCUGACCUUCAAAGAUUUAUUUGCUCUUCAAGAGUCAGGAACAGCUUAGUUUCCUUUAUUAAAAAUUCGGAGAAUUCAAAAAUAAUCGUCCGCGAUACUUCUCUGAAUAGGCUUGGAUUACCUGGUUUUACUUUUAUUGAACUACUCUCAGAAGUGUUAUUUGCAUAACAGUCGAGUACCAUAUUGUAAUGAAUAUGACUUGAAAAGAUUUUUAAUUAACUCCAUCCUAUAACAGAGUUAACAUUUAAUUAGCCACGCUAUUUUGGCGUUCCGUUUGUAUAGAUAACAGCUGAGAAAAGGAGCCUUAAAUUUGGCUCAGUGAACUUGUUAAGAGUUGUUCAGAGGUGGAAAUGACAACAGAAAUCAGUGCAAAGAGAAACUCAUAAGCUGAGGUUGGUGAAGUCGAAAAGAGGAGCUUGCUUUCUCCUGAACCCAGGUUGGUUGUAAACAUAUUGAUUACAUUUGUUAUUUAUAAAAUAAGUGUUGAAGGCUACGAUGACAUAGUUUGGAUAAAAAGUUCUUAAUCUGUAAAGUGCAUACUUGUUACACUGUAAUCUCUCUCCAUGGUUUUGAGUCCUAGCGUGAAAUUGCUUCUUUAGCGUUACCUUCAACUAAUCGUUCGUAAACAAACAAAACAUGUUUGAAUUUGUGGCUAACAAAUUAGUAAGUCUGCUUUGCUGCGUUCACUUUUCUCUACCUUUCUUUGUAAAAUACGAGUAAAUUUCAAAAACAAUUGAGAAUCAAGGAAAGUUCAAGCGUGUUUAGACGUCUACUGGACAGAAUGGUGGCGCAGAUUAUCGUUCUCGAACGCGCGUGUCUAUUGUUGCCGGGGGACACGGUCUUCCUUUAAAUCUUUUGCUUUAUCUUCAAUAGCCUCUUUGACAGGCGUUUGAAGGGGAAGAGAAAGGGAGAAAAAAAGGCGCGUGAGAACGCGAUAAGCGCUCGAGGAAGAACUUGAGGAAAAGACACCGUUGUUUGACGCGAAUCCCUCGGCUCCUUACUCGCACGCCUUGUAUGAACGCGCGCUUUAAUUGUCUCUUUUCCUUACACUUCACACGCCUGCUUCGUGCGCAGGCUGUGCCCACGCGAGCUCGUUGAGGUAGUAAACGCACACAAAAUCAUAGGUCGACAGCUUUCGUCGAUAUGUGAAUGGUGAACACGAUUAUUGUUAAUGUUCCCUAGAUUUGAGACGUCUUCGUAUGGACAGUGGUAGUUUAUAAAACAGAUUGUAUUUUUACUCGUGUGAACGCAGCCAAUGUCGAUUAUUCGUAGCUAAGUUCGUUUCACGGGCUGAAGAAGUACGUACAUGCAGCGCUUGCUAAUCGGGAAAAACAUGUGUUUAUCGUCUUUUUCCUUCUUUUAACAUAAAUCAGACGAAAAACUUAAAGUUUCUCGUAACACGAUGAAGCAGACGAUGCAUGAUGUAAAAUCGAGCAUCUUGAAUUAGCUAAUUGAGACUUGGAAAUACAAUUCUGAAUAAUCAUUUAAAUAUUCUCAACUCGCUUUUAAUUGAGUGGCAUUAAUCGAUUUUCAUCCUCGCAGGUUUAUUCUCUUAAGAAAGAUCAAAGCCUGGAAGGGUAAACAAGAACGAUAAAUAUUUAAAGAAGUGCAGUAAAGUCUGUCAGACAAGAUGCUUAAACUAGUGAAAAGGAAGACGAGUAAACAGCAUGUAAGUAUAAAAGAGUUUUACAUUCACGGACACGAGAAUAAAAAUAAAACUUUCAAUUUCGCGGGCAGCUGUGUUUGUGAACGCAAGGCGGAUCUCGGCAUUUAAGAAAUGAUCUUGUACAACUAGAAACUGGAGAGAAAGUGCUGCCGUGGCUAUGAGAUCUGCGCAGGUUUAGACUUUUUCGUCUUCUCGGAUGAGGACGAUAACCCACAGGCCACGCUCGAAACCCUUGCACAUUAAAUAAAUCCUGUAGUGUGUAUCCACACACUCUUCGUAAAGAGUAUGGGACGAAAAGCAUUAGCCGAUAGCUGACCGGCGCGUUCCCAGUAGCAAUCGCAGAAACAACUGCAGGACGUAUUUCGGUUCCAGUUCCCUUCUCACUUACUGUAAGCUCUUGGAUCAUAUGCAUAAAAUUAAACCUGAACCUCAGUCAUGUGAUCCACCUAUGGAGUGAUUGAAAAAUGUACUAGUCGUUUUAUUAUAAUCUCUUUGAUUAUAUGGACUCACAUCUACUCUUUUAGGUCUGAAGGUAUUCUUCCUCAAAGGCAGCGAGUAGGGAGCAUAUCAUUUGAAAAACUUUUACUCUUAAUGAUUCAUCUUAAAUUUAGUUGAAUAGAGGGACCAGAAAAUAUAGCACCAACAUGUCAAUAGACUUUCCCCGAUCUCAAAAUAAAUAAGAGAAUCAAACAAAAAAUCAUGUAUUAAAACAAAUUUUGUCUUCAAUUUGUCAAUUAUGCAUUAACCUUGACAACUACACUGGACAGGACACUGUAUGUAAUAGACGUAAUCUUUCCGAUCUUGAGGUAAAGGCAGCUUUUGAUAAUUAGCGAUCUUAUGAAAAGAAUAAUCUAUGUGCUAAUGGGAGAAAUUAGUCUAAUCUCUAAACUAAUAAAAUUCCAUUGGCCAGUUCUGUUCUGCAAUUUGCACUUUUCUUUAAUGAGUUCUGUAGUUUAAUUAGUUUCCAUUAAAAUUAACAGUGUCAAUUAGCUAUAAUAGGUGUUUUUUGUUUACUCAGAGCCCAGAAAAGAAGACCGAAGACGUCAGUCUCAAUUCAAAUAAAAAUGGAGUUCCUACUGAAGUAGAACUGUUACAGCAAGUAACAGCAGAGUUAAAGGCCGAAUUGAAUACGCUGAAAGAACAGUUAGAACAAGAAAAGAAGAAUUCAACUGAAGUGAAAAGUUUGAAAACACAGCAGGUAUGUACCCUUACCUUUAAACUGGCAAAUGCAGUGAGACAGAGGGAACGAGCUGAAGAAGAACUGGCGAAGAUACAAAAGGAAAUGGAAGAGCUUAAAGAAGUGAUAAAAUCACAAGAGGAGAAAUUAACAGGCAGAAAUCUGGGAGAAGAUACUGAGUACGAGAAAACGGACAAGGGCGCUGAAAGUGGAUUUUUGGAUUCAGAAGAAACUGGAGACGUUGGAAAAUCAAAAGGUUCAGAAAUGAAAGGUCUAGAAAACGUACUUGAAAUACAAGAAAAUGAUGCAAAAUUGAUCGAGUCGAAGGAGCCAGAGGAGAAUCGCUCUGAAAGUUUUCAUUCGAAAGAGACGACUGAAGAGAAGGAAGUUGAAAGUGAUUUACUGAGCGAUUUAGAGGUUAGUGGAAAUGACGGAAUGUGCUUGGAGCCGAUCAGAAACAAAGAGGAAAAGCUUUCGAUUGAAAACAGCUCGCCUGAAAAUUUACCACUAGGAGAGGCCCCUGAUGGAGAAGAUUGGCAGUCAGAUGUUUCACCAGUCUCAUCCUUAGCAUUAAGUGGAUUUGAAUCUUGGAAAGAAAAACCAUCUCUUCUUGAAAAAUCGGAAGAAAGCGAAGAUUUUCAGACUAACACUUCCUCUGAAAUUUGUUUUUCCAGUCAUGCCAACUCCUCUUUCGAAACCUGUGACGAAUUUGUGGAAGGAAAAGACAGCAAUGUGACGGAAUUAACAAUUCCAAGAAAUCAUAUAUCAUUGAGUGAAAGUAGUUCUUUUCAAGCAAACGUGGAAAACAAUUUUACGCGAUCUCUAGUGAAGCCUGAUGAUGAAGGAGACAAGAUAUCAGAAAGUGGACAUCCACGUUUAGCCCGCAAGAACAGAAGAAAGCGCUCGCUAAACAGUGAAGAUCAAGAAUCAUCCCCACCGACCUCCCCUGGUGAUGAGUCUGUUGGUUACUUGUCAGAAAGGGUAAAUUCCCCUGGGCAUCAUGGGAUGGCUGAAGACCGUACCGUAGCGGUGUAUCCUGGGAACUAUCAACAAGCUCACGAAGUAAAUUUGCUGAGGUUUGCAAGCAAGCUCCAGAUUGAUGACGUCACAACCGAGGGUGUUAAAGAAACAGACGAGGGAACUUUAGAAGGGUUUUAUUCACAACAGCAAACCAUGCCCAAAGGAAACAUUCACCCGGUUAACAAAGAUGUUGACAGCUCGCAUAAAGGCUUAUGGAAUCCUAAUAGUUCUGCGUCUCAAAAUGUUUGCGAGGACAUGAAAGAGUUGAAGGAAGAAUUGAAGAGCGCCUUGAAGGAAAUUGAAGAACUACGACAGGAGAACAAGGAGAUGAAAAAGGAGAUUCGAAAACUUUCGACAUCCGCAGAAGAAAACGAAUUUUUCGUCAAAACAACACAAUUUACAGAAAGAUUACUAAGAGAGAUGAGGGAAAGAGAGGCAAAGGUACACGCCCAAAGAGCGCACUUGACUUGCGAGACUUACAGAUUGGACGGGGACCUCAGCUAUUCGAGAAACCCAGAGGUUAGUUCAAUGAGAUGGCUUUCAAGCGCGCAAAGGCGAAGCGAUGAAUGUCUUCAUCGAUUAACCCAUAAUAAAUCUUCCUUGUCAUCCUUGAAGGUUCUUGGAGCAAAACUGAAAGAAAUUACAAGGUCAGUUGAAAAUUUGGCCAUGCACCCAGAACUGCAGAGCGAAACUUUACGACAACCCUCUCGUGCUCCUGAUCUCUCGUACUAUAGCCCGUCUACACCAUAUUCAAACCCGCUAAAUGAUCAUCUACGAAUAACGGAGCAGUCAAUAACUCCUGCACGGUCCUCUCAAAUUGAUAAGGAAAUGUCCAGGGAAAAUUCAACAAUGGCUCGCACGGCGCUGGAAAAGCUAGGAGAGGAAGGAAAUCUUGUUCCUUCAAAUACUCCGUUAACUGAGAAAGAUUCGGUUCGGAGAGAUAAGAAAUUCCAGAUUACUGACCACGCGCCGGAACUCUUGAAGAAUUCUGGAGGCAGCGGCACUGGUGACUGGCAUCACGAUACUAAAGAUCACAUUCAGCGUUAUAUUGUUCGCUCGUCCGAUUACAUUGCCAAAUUGCGAGAUUUAAAGCCAGAAGAAAUGACAUCCGAUUCCAAGUUGCCUUAA
Molecule: messenger RNA, 7316 nt
Organism: Porites lobata
Lineage: Eukaryota; Metazoa; Cnidaria; Anthozoa; Scleractinia; Poritidae
Source: the annotation of a GenBank genome assembly